CGGACAACGCCUGGUUCCUCUCGGGUCCUUCCGGCGUCGCCGGAGUGAAUUGAUCCGGGAGUUGAAGAGGGCUCCAAAGGUGGGAAGUGAAGUCAGUGCCCCAGUUGCCGGUCAGUAUAUAUUUUGUGCCCUAUUUUAUCACAAAAAAGAGAAGAAAUACUGUAGUGAAUGAAGAUUCCUCUGCAUUUUAGCACUGCUUUUUCUACUGUAGUUGGCUUUUGAAUGAGGAUGACAAUGGAAGAGAUGAAGAAUGAAGCUGAGACCACUUCCAUGGUUUCUAUGCCCCUUUAUGCAGUCAUGUAUCCUGUGUUUAAUGAGCUAGAACGAGUAAACCUGUCAGCAGCUCAGACACUGAGAGCAGCUUUCAUUAAGGCUGAAAAAGAAAAUCCAGGACUCACACAAGACAUCAUUAUGAAAAUUUUAGAGAAAAAAAGUGUAGAAGUUAACUUCACAGAGUCCCUUCUUCGAAUGGCAGCUGAUGAUGUAGAAGAGUAUAUGAUUGAACGACCAGAGCCAGAAUUCCAGGACCUAAAUGAAAAGGCACGAGCACUUAAACAGAUUCUCAGUAAGAUCCCAGAUGAGAUCAAUGACAGAGUGAGGUUUCUGCAGACAAUCAAGGAUAUAGCUAGUGCAAUAAAAGAACUUCUUGACACGGUGAAUAAUGUCUUCAAGAAGUAUCAAUACCAGAACCGCAGGGCACUUGAACACCAAAAGAAAGAAUUUGUAAAGUACUCCAAAAGUUUCAGUGAUACUCUGAAAACCUAUUUUAAAGAUGGCAAGGCAAUAAAUGUGUUCAUAAGUGCCAACCGACUAAUUCAUCAAACCAACUUGAUACUUCAGACCUUCAAAACUGUGGCCUGAAAGUUGUAUAUGUUAAGAGAUGUACUUCUCAGUGGCAGUAUUGGACUGCCUUUAUCUGUAAAUUUUAAAGUUUGACUGUAUAAAUUAUCAGUCCCUCCUGAAGGGAUCUAAUCCAGGAUGUUGAAUGGGAUUAUUGCCAUCUUACACCAUAUUUUUGUAAAAUGUAGCUUAAUCAUAAUCUCACACUGAAGAUUUUGCAUCACUUUUGCUAUUAUCAUUCUUUUAAGAAUUAUAAGCCAAAAGAAUUUACGCCUUAAUGUGUCAUUAUAUAACAUUCCUUAAAAGAAUUGUAAAUAUUGGUGUUUGUUUGACAUUUUAACUUGAAAGCGAUAUGCUGCAAGAUUAUGUAUUUAACAAUAUUUGGUGGCAAAUAUUCAAUAAAUAGUUUACAUCUGUUAAA
Molecule: messenger RNA, 1261 nt
Organism: Neogale vison (American mink)
Lineage: Eukaryota; Metazoa; Chordata; Mammalia; Carnivora; Mustelidae
Gene: PDCD10
Product: programmed cell death 10
Exons: 8
Coding region: 223-861 (212 amino acids)
Biological process (GO): regulation of Golgi organization; positive regulation of MAP kinase activity
Cellular component (GO): FAR/SIP/STRIPAK complex; Golgi apparatus
Molecular function (GO): protein kinase binding
Source: RefSeq, a predicted model, not a curated record